AGUCAGAACUCAGAUCAACUCCUCUACCGAAGCUAAACUCUAGCUUUCACCAAGAAAGACUGUGACCGGAGCAGCAGAGACACGCUACGAGACAAGAGAUCAACUUGAUCAGAAACGGUUUCUCAAGCUCAAACUCUAAGACUAAAGGAAAACUUUCUCAACAAGACUUAAGGAAAAACUAGAAUCUAUUUCUACAAGGAAGAAAAGAUGUCUGCUGGAAUGAAGAAAAUGAUUUUGCUGCCUUUCCUGAGCAUCAUGCUCUCAUACAUGGCUGCAGGUCAGGAGUGUAGCAACCAGUGUUCGUGCCCCUCCACUCCCCCUCAGUGCCCCCCAGGAGUGAGCCUGGUGCUGGAUGGCUGUGGCUGCUGCAGGGUGUGUGCCAAACAGAUGGGGGAGCUCUGCACUGAGAAAGACUUCUGUGACCCACACAAAGGCCUCUACUGUGACUUCGGAGCCCCCGUCAACAGACGCAUAGGAGUGUGCACAGCUCGAGAGGGAGCCACAUGUGUUUUCGGAGGCAUGAUGUACAAGAGCGGGGAGUCUUUCCAGAGCAGCUGCAAGUACCAGUGUACCUGUCUGGAUGGAGCCGUUGGCUGUGUCCCUCUUUGUUCCAUGGACAUCAGACUGCCCAGCCCAGACUGCCCCAUGCCGAGACGUGUCAAGGUGCCAGGGAAGUGCUGCGAGGAGUGGGAGUGUGACAGACACAGUUUCAUGGGCUCUGCUUUGGCCGCCUACAGAGAGGAGGAGACCUAUGGCCCAGAUCCCUCCCUGAUGAGGGAGAAUUGCCUGGUUCAGACUACUGAAUGGAGCGCAUGCUCUAAGACUUGUGGCCUUGGGAUCUCCACCAGGGUCACCAAUGAUAACCGUGAAUGCCGCCUGGAGAAACAGACCCGGUUGUGUAUGGUGCGACCAUGCGAGUCACAGCUGGAGCAGAGCAUUAGGAAAGGAAAAAAGUGCAUCCGUACUCCCAGACUCUCAAAGCCCAUGAAGUUCGAGAUCUCUGGCUGCACUACCACCAAGUCCUAUAGGCCAAAGUUCUGCGGCGUCUGCCUGGAUGGACGCUGCUGCACCCCCCACAGAACCACCACCCUGCCCAUGGAGUUCAAAUGCCCCGACGGACAGGUGAUGAAGAAGCACAUGAUGUUCAUCAAGUCCUGCGCCUGUCACCAUAACUGCCCCGGGGAGAACGACAUCUUCGAGUCCAUGUAUUACAAGAAGAUGAUGGGAGACAUGGCGUGAGCCACUGAAGGACGAUCACAGCUUAUGACUUGAAAACAAACAGAACUCCAUCUCAUUUUGCAGCUCAGUAUAUAUGUUUUUUUAUGUUUAAUUUUCUCAUUUUCUCAUUGUAAAAGUAUGGUCCAGACACUUGUUUAAGUGUCUGUUUGUUUUGUAUGGCUGGCGCACAUCAGCCACAUAGACUCAGACAGAGGGUUGCAUAGCAGCUCCAAGAGAUUCCUGCACUAUAACUUCUAUUUUUGACAAACCUACUGUCAGGUUGCUGCCCAUUCCCCUUGAAAUCCCCUUUACAGACCCGUCCAUUUUACUGUAUGCAUUUUUAUACAUUAUCUAAACCUUGACGUCCUCUCUAAAUGAGGUGCCUAAUAACUCCGCCCCACCCUUCGAGUCCAGACCAGACCUGGAAACUCUAAGCAGCUGUAGAUGGAGCAUGCAGACCACAGCAGGCCAGUGUUCCCCUGUCCAAACAGGUCUGAAUGUGUCCUUGUAUAUGUGUGUGUGUGUGUGUGUGUGUGUGUGUGUGUGUGUGUGUGUGUGUGUGUGUGUGUGUGUGUGUGUGUGUGUGUGUGUGUGUGUGUGUGUGUGUGUGUGUGUGUGUGUGUGUGUGUGUGUGUCUGUUAGCACAGGCCUGAAUGUCAGCCUUGUCUCUGCAUCUACGCUGUUCACCCUGCUCACAGAGUAGAGGAAAGGUCAGAGUUUCCGCCCCAGCAUGUGAUGAGAAAGCAAGCAGCGUGCUGAGUUUAAGGUUAGAUAUGGAACAUAGUGGGCUUUUCCACCGCACUGAGAAAAAAAAAAAAAAAAUGACAUGUUGACUAUUACUGAUUCAGGUCAGAAGGAAGAAACCAAGUGUCUAUAGGAAAAAAAGUCUAUUUUGUACAAAAAUAGAAGAAAAGACUGGAAGAAUUGUAAUUUCAUUCCUUUUUUAUUGUUGAUGUGUAAAUUAUGUAUAUAUUUGUACAGUUUAAGUUAAUUUAAAAGCCAAAUUUGUUCUGUGCUUUAAAAUGCAUCGAUAGUGUAUUUUUUUUUUUUUGUCGACAGUAUUUUUUACUAUUUUAUUGAGAAGUGUGACAAAAAUGUUACAUGUUUCACUUUGUAGCUGGAAAUAAAAUGUUAUAUUUUUUAUACAAACAUGAGUUCUCCAAUUUGUCUGUCUUUAAGUCCAUGAUAUACACUACUAUGGGAUCUAUUGACCAACGCCUUAAACUAAGCAUACUGAACAGGCACAGGAAUCACAUGUUAGUGAUCUGCAUACUGUAACUAUUACUUGUUCAUGUUUAACUUUAGACAUCUUUGCCAGUGCAUGUAUUAAUUUGUAAUUAACACAAAGAUCACUCUCCCAGAGUGCAGGAAAUCAACCUUGCUCAGUCACUACAUCAAGUCUGCAGCUGAAGUGAACAAAAUUGUGAAAUUAUUUAAUCAGGUGGGAGUUUUCUUUAUGAUAAUAAAUAUUGUUAUAUUCCCACCACAGGAAUAACAUAUGUUGGUUUGUUCUUCCACUUUCCACUUAUGUAACAUUAUUUACUGUAAUGCCUUCUUCAGUAAACACAGACGUUUAAAAAAUGUAUAAGUUCUUAUACAGAAAACAACAUUAAUAAUGCACAGGACUGGUGGCUGUUUACCAAAUUGCUCCUUAUUGAUUUGUUAGCUGAACUGAAAAAGCAUAACAUUGUGAUUUAAAUGUAUUAGUUUAUGCAUUGAUGCAUGUUUUUUCUGUCAUGUUUACAUAAGAAAAUAUGGAUAUAUGAUACUGUAGGUUCUAAAGAACAAAAAUUAAAUGUCUCAAGGUGA
Molecule: messenger RNA, 3027 nt
Organism: Perca fluviatilis (European perch)
Lineage: Eukaryota; Metazoa; Chordata; Actinopteri; Perciformes; Percidae
Gene: ccn2a
Product: cellular communication network factor 2a
Exons: 5
Coding region: 208-1239 (343 amino acids)
Biological process (GO): cell adhesion; signal transduction
Cellular component (GO): extracellular matrix; extracellular region
Molecular function (GO): integrin binding; heparin binding
Source: RefSeq, a predicted model, not a curated record